Molecule: messenger RNA, 477 nt
Organism: Trichomonas vaginalis G3
Lineage: Eukaryota; Parabasalia; Trichomonadida; Trichomonadidae
Exons: 1
Source: RefSeq, a predicted model, not a curated record
AUGCUUUCAAUAGAAAAAGAAAAUUCUAGAGUUGCUACAACUAAACCAUUAGAUGAACUUUUUACUAAUGUCGGUCAAAAGUUUGAGACAGAGACCGUAAAGCAUGAAGGCUAUCGUUUUGACUACCCAUUAAGAUGGUUAAGAGACCCAUCCGUCACAAAAGCUAUUGGCUUUCGUAGAAUGAAGUUCAUUUCAGAAGCCAUACAUGGUUUCCCAUUUACGGUCGGUUUUGAAGUUCGAUACUAUAACAAAGAAAAACGUAUGUAUGAGAAAUUUGAACAGGGAAAACUUUUACAAGUGAAUUUGCUUGUAAACUUAGAAACAACUCUUCAAGCUUUUCAAGAAAAAAUAAACGAUAUCUAUCUCGAAUAUGCAAAACAGUACAACAUUGACGAAGGAGAGUACCAUCUCGAUAUUAUAUAUGACAGGAAAAAUGCAACUGUUAAAAUCAAUAGAAUAGAAGACCUUGGAGAAAAC